AUGGCCUUACGAGGGACGGCUCUUCAUAACGGCACCUCCAAUCUCUCCAACGCGGCCUCCCUCCUCUGGCACGCCUACCACUCCCUCCCGGCCCCCUCCAACUCGGUCAACUGGGCCGGCUUCUACGUCCUCGACCCGCUCUCCACACCCUCCAAGCCCUCCCUGAUCCUGGGCCCUUUCAUGGGCAAGGUCGCGUGUCAGACGAUCCCCUUCGGCCGCGGCGUCUGUGGCGCCGCCGCCGCGAGCCGCGAGACCCAGCUCGUGCCGGACGUCGACAUGUUCCCGGGCCACAUCGCCUGUGACGGCGACAGCCGGAGCGAGGUCGUCGUCCCCGUCGUCGUCCCCGCGGCCGAGGGCGAUGAUGGCAGCGACAGGCUUGUCGCCAUCAUCGACGUUGACUGCACCCUCCCGGGCGGCUUCGACGACGUCGACCGCGUCUGGCUGGAGAAGCUCGCCGCCCUGCUGUCCAAAAGCUGCGAUUGGUGA
Molecule: messenger RNA, 486 nt
Organism: Colletotrichum higginsianum IMI 349063
Lineage: Eukaryota; Fungi; Ascomycota; Sordariomycetes; Glomerellales; Glomerellaceae
Product: GAF domain-containing protein
Exons: 2
Coding region: 1-486 (161 amino acids)
Cellular component (GO): cytosol
Molecular function (GO): L-methionine (R)-S-oxide reductase activity; protein binding
Source: RefSeq, a predicted model, not a curated record